AUGCUUCAACGCUUGAGGGCAAGCUGCCGUUGUCAAGAUUAUGCGGUUCUUGCUCUUUGGGUUUGCUUGGAGCGUCGUCAGUUCAAGCCUGUUGUUGGAAGCCCGCCUGUGUCUUCCGACAAGCUCUUGCCAGAGGAGCGGCGCGCCCGGCGCCUCAAUGAUUUGCUGGUGUCGAAGGAAAGAGUUAUCCUUUCUGCAGCCGGGGACGAUUCCGUGCCGGAGCUGCUCUUGGCACUGCGGCGUCAUGCCCCAGAGCUGGGUGCCGUGCACCGCGGAACGGCCUUGCACCGCCUUGCCAAGGCGGAGGAUGGAGCGACCUGGCUCCACUCCCCCGGCGUUGUGCAACUUAUCGAGGAGGUCGCAGCAGAGGCGUCUCCGCGGUACUUGGCGAAUGCGGCUCGGGCCUUGGGCGCCUCGGCGCUGCAGCACGAACCGCUGGCCGCGGUGACGGAGCUGGAUGUGCAGAACUCGUCCAACACGGUUCGGAGAUCUGCGACGCCACAGGCAGUUGACGCGCCUUCCUACCACAUGAUCGCAGCAGAGGCGAUCUGCCGCAUCCAUCACUUCAGCGCGCAGCCACCCUCAAACACAGCCCAAACCCUUGCGUCGAUCGAGUUGCUCCACCUUCCGCUGAUGCGAGCAGCCGUUAAGUCCGCGAUGAGAGGCUUGCCCAGGUGGCCGACCCAGGAGCUAGUGAACACUGUUCGAGCAGCAGGGCGGCUUCAGCUUUGCCACGAAGCCCUCGUCAGCGCUCUCUCGGCAGCUGCCCUGAAGCGUUUGCCCGGGCACGCAGCGCGUGAUCUCUCCAACACCUGCUGGAGGUCGGCUGUCCUGGCUCUCCAAGACCUGCCACCACUGGGAAGGGCGGUGAACAAGUUGCAUCGCGGAGACACGCAGGCCUUGUCCAACACGCUAUGGGCUUCCGGCACCAUGCAGAUGCUGCGCGAGCCGUCGACAGCUGCAGCAAGCCAGGAGGCUUUCCGGAGGCAAGACGAGCCAACAGCGCAAGACACUUCGAUUUUGAUGUGGUGCUCAGCGACUCCUUUCGUCAAAGAGGAAGCUCCAACUAGGCUGCCGGCAUCUUGUGCGGAGAGGAGAAUCGAAGGCCUCAGUCCACAGCAUCUGUCCAACGCUGCGCGGGCUGCGACCAUUCUGAGCUCCGCCGACGAGAGGCCAAUGGGCGUCUUCGCGACGGCCUGCAUGCACAGCAUCCGAGGACUGGAUGCACAAAACCUGGCGAACAGCAUGCGGGCUCUUGGCAAGUCCCAGUUGGGACCUGCGCCGUUCUCAUGGGCGACGGGACAGCGAGCCUUUGACGGCAUCACCGAGUUUGGGGCGCAGGAGUUGGCGAAUGCAGCAUGGUGGCUCAGCAGAGCAGCCUCCCUGCAUGAGGUGCUGAUGGAUGCUGUUGCUUCUGCGAGCAGCCAGAAGCGACGGCAACCGAGCGUUCAGGACACGACGAACAUACCGUGGAGGCCAGCGACAUUGUCGCCGCAUCAUGAUCAGGUAGUCCUCUUUGUCGAUGCAGAGGUGGCCAGGCGGCCGGAUGCCUUUUCAGAUGACGCCAGUGCCCCGAUGCUCGUGUGGACCAUGUGGAAGGCUGGCUUUCGCCAAGGACUCUGGCGCCUGUUCGAGUACUGGGCUGAGGGAUCAUUUGAGCAAGUUGAACCAUACGGUGUCUUCCUGAUGGACACCAUCUGGUGCAAGGACGUUGAAGCAGAAGCGUCUGUGCUACGCAGACUAUGCUCCUGGUUUCCUCUCCGCUGCCUGCAGAUGGAAGUGGCGCUUCUAGGCGAGCCGAUUGCAGUGCGGCGAGCACUCCAUCCAGCGCAUCAGAAGGUGGCCAAGCUUGUCGACUUCUUGGAGGCUUCCGUGCUCGAGGGGGAGCCGGAGGAGGUUCUGGCAGCUUGCGAAGACUUUGCCAAACACAAGGGGCAAUGGCUGAAGGUGGCCGGUGGAGACAAGGCCGACCUCUUGCAUGCCACACUGCAGCGUCCCUUGCAGAGUGGUCAGGCGGACCUCGUCGCCCUUGGGGAAUCACAGACGGUUACACCGACAAGAGCCUCCAAGUCGAGAGAUUUGCUGUCCUCACCACUCUCCGAGGUGGACUUAGGCCACGUACGUAUUGAAGCUGGCUAUGAUGAGCGCGAGUUGAACGAGGUACUGAGUUUCAAUGCAAGCAUAUACGAUCUUACAAUACAGUACUCCUGCCUGGCCUGCACAGGUUGUGGCGAGGGGCAGGAUGCCACCGUUUUGCUGAACCUCGUGUUGUUCUUGGGCCUGCAAGUGGGCAAUGUCUUCUUGCAGAUGUUCCUGCUCUUCGAAAUCGAGUUCCUAAUUGCGUUUCCAGCCAUGGAGCAUGCGCGGGACCUCUACGACCGUUUCACGGAUCACUGCUACGCGGAGGGCCUCAUGGAUUCCAGUGAGGACGUCGGCAUCCUCUUUCAGUCUUGGGAUGGCACAGCCAAAGCGGAGCUUUGCCAGUUUCCGCUGACGAACCCCACGUUUUUCUUCAUGGUGAUUCUGAUUUGGACCUUCUUCUUAGGGCACGAGCUCAAGCAGACGGUCUAUUUCUUCUGGCACACUCUUCGGCUUCAUCGGCCGACUGAGGGCUGUGUGUGCAUUGUCGAUCAUCAGGACCAGAGCCAGUUUGUUAUCACGCACAUGAGUGGACUUCUGAAGUUCUGGAUAGCACUCAUCGUGUUCCUCCCCAAGUUCAUCAUCGCGAUUGUGCUGUGGUACAUAGGUGCGCGUUGGUUGACAGCCACCCCUGGUGUAGACAACCUCAUGCUGAACUCGUUGGCGCUCACGUUCAUUUGUGAGCUGGACGAGCUGAUCUUUCGUACGUGCACCUCCGAGAACAUCAAGGCUUGCCUGGAGCGGACGAAGCUUCCAAUGGCCCCACUGCCAGCGGGACCUUCAAAGGCAGGUGCGAUUGAGACAGCAGUCACGGUCGUCGGCUGCUUUGCCUUGGCCUUCCUGUAUCUGACGCACUUCCAGACUGCAAUUCCAGAGUAUCGCUGGGAUCUUGCUGGUCUUUGCCGUGGUCACCACCGAACCGUCCUGAAUCUGAUGACAGGGCACCACGGAAAGCGGCACUGCAUGUUCUUGCAGCGACGGCUUGUGAAACAUGCGCAAGCUCGCAGUGCAGCGCACUCGAUAUUGGAGGAGCUGAUCCUUGAUGCCGUUGUCACAGAACUUGGGGCCUUCGUGGGCUAUUCUGCCGUGCGAUUCAGCAGCGCGUUGCGGAGGCGCCCGGGACAGAGCUCCUUGCGUCUAACCUCUUUGGAGGUGAACCCGCUGCACGUCUCUGUGGCCCGCUUUCUGCUGGACAUGGCAGGCCUCUCCCAGGUCGCAGAGGUCCGACCAGGCCAAGUCAAGGAUCUGGUGCCGCAGCUGGUGGAAGAGCUUGGCUUCCACAGCACAGGAGUUUGCUUCAUGGACCACCGUGGGACGAUCUUCCAUCAGGACUUCAAGCUGCUCCUGAGUCACAAGGUCUUGGGUGCUGAGGCACAGCUCGUGGCCGACAACACCCUAAAUCCUGGGGCGCCUCUCUUCCUCUGGGAGCGCUUCCAUGGACAUCACCACGGGCGAGUGCUUUCAACCACAUGCUGGUCUCUGACAGAGUUCCUCGCUGAGCACGAAGAUUGGACGUCUACUUCUGAAUGGAGACCUGCCCCGACAGAAAGACAACUUGGAUAG
Molecule: messenger RNA, 3702 nt
Organism: Symbiodinium sp. CCMP2592
Lineage: Eukaryota; Dinophyceae; Suessiales; Symbiodiniaceae
Source: the annotation of a GenBank genome assembly